CGCUUACCGAUCGAUACUAAUGGAGGACUCGAAUUUUUCGGGGACUCUUGUGCACUCCGUAAAUUUUGUGAAUUCAGUGUCUGGACGAGUGCAAAUGUUUUAAAAAGUGUUGUUUUGAACGGGUUACAUCACAGCAAGUUUGCAAGACGUCUAAUUGGAUUGCAAAAUGUGCUUCAAAUCACGCAGGUCAUAAAGCUCAUCGGUUGAAGAGAAGAGACCAAGCGUGGCCAUAGUGGGUGGCAACUUGAGGUGCACAACCCAAUGGUCCUGGAGUUUAGCCGGCGGGACGAACGGGAUACAGACUACACCAUGAACUCCGCCGUCAGCACAGAAUCUAUGGAUAUGGAGGGGGAGGACAUGUCACAAGUUGACGGUUGCGGGUUGAGUGGGGCUUCGGACGACGACGACGAGUGCGCGUCCUCCCCCACCGGCUCCACGUACGAUGACAGCGCUGAUCUCAUCAAGAACGCCAUGAGCGAUGAAGUUACCAAGCAACUUGCAGCAGCUGGUCCGGUGGGCAUGGCUGCCGCAGCCGCUAUCGCGUCGUCGAAGAAACGCAAGCGGCCGCACUCAUUCGAGACCAACCCGUCCGUCAGGAAGCGACAUCAGAAUAGACUACUUAGGAAACUCAGACAAACAAUAGAAGAGUUCGCGACUCGCGUGGGCCAGCAGGCCGUAGUACUAGUGGCGACCCCUGGCAAGCCAAAUACCUCAUACCGUGUGUUUGGGGCGAAGCCUCUCGAGGACGUCGUACGCAACCUGCGCUGCAUGAUCAUGGAGGAACUGGAGAACGCACUCGCACAACAGUUCGGGCUGGGCGACGGGCCGCAGGCGCCGGCGCCGCCGCAGGAGGAUCCCUCGCUGUUCGAGCUGCCGCCGCUCAUCAUCGACGGCAUCCCCACGCCCGUGGAGAAGAUGACGCAGGCACAGCUCCGCGCCUUCAUACCGCUCAUGCUCAAGUACUCCAUGGUGCGAGGGAAGCCGGGUUGGGGCCGCGAGUCCACGCGACCUCCGUGGUGGCCCAAGGACCUUCCCUGGGCCAACGUCAGAAUGGACGCUCGUACUGAGGACGAGAAACAAAAGAUGUCGUGGACUCACGCACUCCGUCAGAUCGUGAUCAACUGCUACAAGUACCACGGCCGAGAGGACUUGUUGCCCGCCUUCACAGAGGACGACGAGAAGGGACCUUCUACACAACCCAUAUCGUCCUGUAUGCCGAGCGCUGCCAGUAACUCGUCAUCUAGUUCCACAUCUGCAGCGCGUAGCAAUCAGCAGCAACAAGCAGUGCUCACGUCACAACAAGUCUGCAUCGAUCAGAUGACCCUCGCUGAUGUUGAUAUGUCACAAUACGCGCCUGCUGUUCUACAAACAAUCACGAAUCCGGACGGAACCGUGUCUCUCAUCCAAGUCGACCCCAGCAAUUCCAUCAUCACAUUACCUGACGGCACUACUGCGCAAGUUAUUCACAGCGGCGAAGGCGGAGCAGGUAUACAGGCACUAGACGGUGACGGCGCGGUGGCCGUGGACCUCAACGCAGUGGCCGAGGCCACGCUCAACCACGACGGACAGAUCAUACUCACUGGGGAAGACGGACAUGGGUAUCCAAUCUCAGUGUCGGGCGUGAUCACGGUGCCGGUGUCAGCGUCGGUGUACCAGUCCAUGGUGGCGUCCAUGCAGCAACAAGAUGGCGGCGUCUGCGUCGCGCCGCUCGUACAGAACGGUGAGGGCUUGGAGACGAUUUCCAUGGGCGGCGGCGUCACGCAGGUGAUGCUGCAGGGCGGCGAGGGCGCGCAGGUCUUACAGGUGCUCAGUCUCAAGGACGCUACUGUACUCACCAAGGCCAUGCAAGUAAAAGCGGAACGUGACGCUGUAGUAACAGAUUCCUAGCUGCUAACUCUGGUGGCGAGCUCGCCGCCGCCUGACGGAGCCUCGGACUGCCCCGAACUGAUGAACGACGUGACAUAACCCCCGCGGCAUCCACCCACUCUACACUUCCACGAACACACAUACAGACAACGGACACUUAUACGAAGCGGCUCGGAAGGCGAGGCCUAGCUACUCUAAUUGUUAUUCUAAACAUAGAGGCAUCAUCUAGUGUUGCAGUCAACGUAAACAAGUGAAUUAAUAAAAAUAGUUAAUUAACUAUAGUGACCAUCGGCAUUUGGCGCUACCGCCGCGCAUUUAUUCAGAUCGUACUACUCAAACGGAAUGUUAGACAUGCGCGGCGGCCGGCCGAGACAUCAAGUACGGCAUAGCAAUCGAGUCCAGUGAUGUCGGAGUGAUUUUGAAUUUUAGAAAUAAAUUUACCAUUAUAUUAGACUUAAAUUUUGCCAUGAAAUGGGAUUUAAUUUAUUUAAAUUAUUUCAUCGUAACUUAUUAUUUAUUGACGUGAAAAGUAAGACUAAUUUAUUUUUAGAGAUGCAAAUCUACGUAUGGUGGGGAACAGAUUUGUGCAAUACCUAAUUUAUAUACCAGCCGCGUUUAUUUUGUAUAGAACUCCCGUUGCGAUAGUAAGCAGGUGCACUAGUGCCAGGAGGUUCAUAUAGUAAUCGUAUACAUUCCUGUAAUAUUACAAGCGAGUUUGUUGUGUACAUUUGUUGUUUAUGUUUAGUUUGUCUUUUGUUUGUUAUACACCAAUCUAUUUAUUUAAUCUAGUCUAAACCAAGUCAAAGCAACCUAUUCUAGUCCGAGUGAAUAUAUUUAAGAACUUUACCAAAACUUUUCUAUAACAUAAGUUUUGUAAAUUAAUGUAAUUUAACUUGUCCUCUGUAAUGUAAAUUCGUUUAAAGAAACAAUAUUAUAAUUCCUGCGCAGGGUUACUACAUAGAUGACGACGUUAGUGUUUAUCGGUGUUUAAAUCUUAGGAAUGUAAAGACUUCCACUUUUGUGAAGUCACUACGAAAAUAAAGGUAGAUUAAUAGGUAAUAUUGUCCAACGUUGUACAUCUGGUUUCUUUUCAGUCAGCCUGCUCAUAGGAUUCUCAAUGUAAUUCACAUUAAAUUUAAAUAACCGAUUCGUUGCGGAUGGCACGACAGACGUGCCAUCCAAUUUUUUACAUAUGGCGUAUGACACGCGUUUCGUGUCAUUUUUAAAUGUCUUUUAUCUCGCUCAAAUCGAAAAUAAAUACAAUUCAAGGGUAAACAAGAAAAAAGAACAUUUUAUUCUGUACAUGGCUGAUGGCACAAUAGGCGUGUCAUCAACUGAUAUGGCGCUUGACACGACUGUCGUGUCACGAAAUAUUUGUUCGUCGCCACGCUUAAAAGUGCACCAAAAUGGGCGUCGCAACGAAUCGGAUAAGGUUUAUAGUCGAGACUAUAACUUAAGGUAGAGUUCAUAGAAAAGUACAAAAGUGCAAAACUAUUAUGAUGUGCGGAAUAAUAUAGUUGUUUUUUAUAAAACACGAACGAAUAGUACUUACCUAUUUAUUUAUUCAGAUUUGUUUUAUUUAUUUUCCAUAUUUUAUUUUUGUUUUAUUUACCAAAGAACGUUUAAGUUUUGUCCUCUAAGAUAGCACAAUUUUGUUGUUAAGUACAAUUUGUGAUUGUAAAUAAUGGUAUGACUGUGUGAAUAUGGCAAUCAUUAAAGUAUUUACGUACA
Spodoptera frugiperda (fall armyworm) is the source of this 3597-nucleotide messenger RNA. It is a transcript of the gene ewg, whose product is annotated as DNA-binding protein Ewg. Gene Ontology annotation, biological process: regulation of transcription by RNA polymerase II. Gene Ontology annotation, molecular function: DNA-binding transcription factor activity, RNA polymerase II-specific; RNA polymerase II cis-regulatory region sequence-specific DNA binding. Lineage: Eukaryota; Metazoa; Arthropoda; Insecta; Lepidoptera; Noctuidae. The record is from RefSeq and is a predicted model, not a curated record. The transcript has 14 exons. The coding region runs from base 262 to 1887 and encodes 541 amino acids. Gene Ontology annotation, cellular component: nucleus.